Messenger RNA from Fusarium verticillioides 7600, 720 nucleotides. RefSeq lists its product as hypothetical. The coding region runs from base 1 to 720 and encodes 239 amino acids. The record is from RefSeq and is a predicted model, not a curated record. The transcript is spliced from 2 exons. Lineage: Eukaryota; Fungi; Ascomycota; Sordariomycetes; Hypocreales; Nectriaceae.
AUGAGUCCUCCACUCAAGUCCCCGAAAAGGAGAUCCAACACCUACGGAGUAACAAGAUCAAAAAACGAGAGUAACCUACAGCAACUUGAACCUUUCGAGUCCAUGGAAUCACGAACUUUUGGUCACGUUCUUCCUUCACCAUACUUUGGGUUGAGAAGUUCCUCGCCAGCCCGCUUCCGCGACUGGGCUUUGAUAGAGCUGGAUCAGAAGAAGCACCAAACGUUGGUGAAGGAGUUUGGAAAUACGGUACCCGAGACUCUUUCUCCAGUCUUUAAGGAGCCCCAGUAUAUGCAUUGGGAGGAUUUUAACCCGGGACGAAUGCGGGCAAUUUGCGUGGUUCCCGGGGCUCAUAUAUACACUCAGGCUGGUGUCAUGUCGGAAACUGAAAUGAGAUGUCCUGACUUUGACUUCGCAGUGCCAGGAAAGACUGUUGUUGAUGAGGAUUUCAUGGGAGUAUGCAUGUAUGGUAGCGCUAGCGGAGCAAGCCACGGUGUCACCAAUACAGCUAGGCACGGAGAUUCGGGCGCCAGUGUCAUGGGAGAUGACGGUCGUGUCGCGGCAAUUUUGACGUCUGGUGCCCAGGGCAGUAACCGAGGAAUCCAUCAUAUCUCGUAUGCGGCGCCCAUUGAGUGGCUGUUGGAGGAUAUUAGAGGACACGGAUAUGACGUGGAGUGGAUGGGCAAAGAAAUCCCUCUGGAUUAUAUCCACAACCGUCUCUAA